Molecule: messenger RNA, 1092 nt
Organism: Trichoderma citrinoviride
Lineage: Eukaryota; Fungi; Ascomycota; Sordariomycetes; Hypocreales; Hypocreaceae
Product: G-protein signaling regulator
Exons: 3
Coding region: 1-1092 (363 amino acids)
Biological process (GO): intracellular protein localization
Cellular component (GO): plasma membrane
Source: RefSeq, a predicted model, not a curated record
AUGGACGACCCUCGAGAUACCACGGCGUCAACCACGCCUCAGCCCGAUAUGACGCGCAAUCGAUUGCCGACCCUGUUCGAGGUGCUGAGCCGUCGCACGCUGCCGCCGGUCGAUUUGUUUUCGUUCUACAUCUAUAUGCGAGACCAGCAGCGAUCUGUUGACUAUCUUGACUUUUGGUUGGAUGUGGCGCAACACAUGUCCCUUUGUCGCCAUUAUGUGCGCGAGCUUCGACGAUCUGUUCUCAUAGCGACACCGGACCUGGAAAAGGGAUCUAAGCGAUCAUCUCAGAUACUGGAGCUUGGCGACAUGGACUCACGUGCGGCUGGACCAUCGAUGUAUGCGACAGAGAAGGAGAGGGACCAGGACGCGCAGAUGUCGGCCUUCUUGCGUGAAGACGUAAGCCAUGAUUCGCCUCAGACGCAAAGCGCCUCGAAUCAAACCAAGCCGAGCCCUCCAUUUAGCCUAUCUCGUGACCCAACGGACUCAAACUCCCCAGCGCAUACGGUUGCCCGGGCUGAUAUCAGGGCGUCUGCAGAGAAGAUUCUCUACACUUUCCUGAUGCCUGGAGCUGAGAGAGAAAUCACGCUGCCUGGAUCCAUCACCCAGGACGUCACGGCUUCUAUCGAAGAAUAUGGUCGAGAUGACCCCGAGGUCUUCGAUGUGGCUAAGGACUACGUAUUCCAGGCGAUGGAGCGAGACGCAUUCCCAGGCUUCUUGCGCAUGAAGGCCCUGGGUAACCUUAUUCCACCGACGCUUGUGAUGCGUCUCAUUGUUGGACUUGUUUCCAUGUUUGGAGCUUUCUGGGCCUCUUUCAUCCUCAUCUUCCUUGACAAGUCUAGAGCAACUCGAUGCUGGCUGAUCCUACCUUUCACCAUUGGCGUUUACUUCCUUGCCUCAUACCAAUAUUCCCUUGACCCCAUCUUGGCGCUCAUUGGAUUCAGCGAGUACACACCGUUCAACUUCUCUCGCAUUCGAGAACCCUACGUCCGUCGCCUCCUGGCGAAGCGAGCAGUUAUGGUGUUGGCUGUGACCCUCCUCAUUGACGCGGGACUGUGUGUCCUGUUCAUUCUUGUUCCGGGCAAGAGGCUUUGA